Didymella exigua CBS 183.55 is the source of this 1249-nucleotide messenger RNA. RefSeq lists its product as uncharacterized. The record is from RefSeq and is a predicted model, not a curated record. The transcript is spliced from 2 exons. Gene Ontology annotation, molecular function: protein binding. NCBI's taxonomy places the organism in Eukaryota, Fungi, Ascomycota, Dothideomycetes, Pleosporales, Didymellaceae. The coding region runs from base 216 to 1196 and encodes 326 amino acids.
UGCGCGCUUGUCUGCUGAGAUGUGGCACCUGCAGAUUCAGAAACACGCUGAAGGCCUUGUGCGGGCAAUUGCAGGCCCUUCCGGCAGGUGGGCUGAUGGGACGAACGGGACGCUCUGCACCCCGCUGUCUCGUGCGGCCUACCGCAUCCGCGCGGCUGGCUUCAUGAGAUCAGUCGCCGAGCUCAUCUCUUUCCACUUACACGAGCGUCGACAUCAUGACCGAAUCGACUGGAUAUGUCUCCUUCGAGGAUUUUGUCCAAUCUGACCUCUUCACGUUCCAUGUUGGAGAAGAGAAGAGGCGCUUCGUCGUGCAUUCCAAGGCUGUCGUAGGCACUUCGUCAUUCUUUGACAGGCUCGUCAAUGGCGGACUGAAGGAGUCUCAUGACCGCUCCGCUGAGAUUGAAGAUGUCGACCCUGAAACCUUCACUCGCUUCCUUGAGUAUGCAUACCGACGCGACUAUACGGUUCCUUCGUCGCCAGAAGCUUCAAUUGCACCCGUGGAAAAGGCGAACAGCUCGAAAAUCAAUCUGGCGGCGUUCCAGUAUCCGGAAAACAGCAUCGCUGGAGCUGAAUCAGCCUCAUCUGAGGACGUGAACUGGGGCGGUGGUGGAUGGAACUCCAACUCAGCGCCUUCAGCCUUUAGCGCCAUGUCUUAUACGCCCUCUGUGCCAUCUGCGCCACUCGUACCUUCCCUUGGGUCCCAGAAGAAGGCCAAGAAGCACGCUAGAGUCCAGAUGAGCCCUCGAGCCGUGUUCAACAACCGCCAAUACAUUCAGCCAGCUCAGGACGCCCCCAGUCUCCUUCGCGCACGAUUCGAGCCGUACCCAAACACGAGCCCCACGCAGAGCUUCGAGUCUAUAUUCCUCGCACAUGCCCGUUUGUAUACCCUCGCGGACAUGCGAAUGGUCCACCCACUCCGCGAUCUCGCUCUGCACAAAUUGCACAAAACUUUGGUCGCAUUCGAGCUGUACCCAGAACGACUCGGAGACGUCGUUGAACUAGCCAGAUAUGCUUACGAACAUGGUGAGGACAGGUCAGAGGAGGGGCGCAUCGAUGCGCUGCGAGAGAUGGUCGUGAACUACAUUGCGUGUGAGAUGAAAGUACUCGGUAAGCAUGACGAGUUCAGAAACCUCAUGGAUGGCGGCGGUGAAUUUGCAGGUGACUUCUGGGACAUUGUCAGUCAGGAACUACUCUAGCCCAUGCGAAAGGCCCACGCGACAAUCCGGCGCUUGACAUAACAUUACUCAUC